CAUAUAUACAAGUACAUUACAAUCUUAUACAAAAUGUUUUCUUCGGUUGCUGUCCCAAGAGUCGAGAUCUUGGCUAGCAGUGGGAUCGAAUCAAUCCCAAAAGAGUACGUGAGGCCGCAAGAGGAGCUAACCACCAUAGGCAACAUUUUUGAUGAAGAGAAGAAAGACGAAGGUCCCCAGGUGCCCACCAUCGAUCUUCGCGACAUAGACUCUGAUGACCAGCAGGUGCGUCAGAGAUGCCGUGAUGAGCUCAAGAAAGCCGCUGUGGACUGGGGUGUUAUGCACCUUGUCAACCAUGGCAUCCCUGACCAUCUCAUCGACCGAGUCAAGAAAGCUGGCCAAGCCUUCUUCGAACUCCCCGUGGAGGUCAAGGAGAAAUAUGCUAACGACCAGGCGUCGGGAAAUAUUCAAGGCUAUGGCAGCAAGCUUGCUAAUAAUGCUUCUGGCCAACUUGAGUGGGAGGAUUAUUACUUUCACCUUAUUUUUCCUGAGGAGAAGAGAGAUUUGGCUAUUUGGCCCAACAAUCCAGCUGAUUACAUCGAGGUAACAAGUGAAUAUGCAAGACAACUGAGAAGGCUAGUAAGCAAAAUUCUGGGAGUGCUCUCACUCGGGUUGGGAUUAGAAGAAGGAAGAUUGGAGAAAGAAGUAGGUGGGCUCGAUGAACUUCUUCUCCAGAUGAAAAUCAACUACUAUCCCACAUGCCCACAACCUGAGCUAGCUCUGGGCGUGGAAGCUCAUACAGACAUAAGCGCAUUAACUUUCAUACUCCACAACAUGGUCCCUGGUCUGCAACUCUUCUACGAAGGCAAGUGGGUGACUGCAAAAUGCGUCCCUAACUCCAUCGUCAUGCACGUAGGCGACACUAUUGAGAUCCUCAGUAAUGGCAAAUACAAAAGUAUUCUGCACAGGGGACUGGUUAACAAGGAAAAGGUGAGGAUUUCAUGGGCUGUGUUCUGCGAGCCGCCUAAGGAGAAGAUCAUCCUCAAGCCUUUGCCAGAGACUGUAUCAGAGAAUGAACCGCCACUAUUUCCUCCUCGCACAUUCGCUCAGCAUAUCCAGCACAAGCUCUUCAGAAAAAAUCAAGAGAAUCUUGAGGCUAAAUGAGAUUAAAGUUCACUAUAUAUCAAUGUUGUUUGUUAAUUAAGCUGGUGUUUUGUUCUGCAUGAU
Carica papaya (papaya) is the source of this 1167-nucleotide messenger RNA. RefSeq names its product leucoanthocyanidin dioxygenase (gene LDOX). Lineage: Eukaryota; Viridiplantae; Streptophyta; Magnoliopsida; Brassicales; Caricaceae. The record is from RefSeq and is a predicted model, not a curated record.